This is a messenger RNA of Tripterygium wilfordii, 405 nucleotides long. RefSeq lists its product as uncharacterized. Bases 1 to 405 code for a protein of 134 amino acids. The transcript has 2 exons. Lineage: Eukaryota; Viridiplantae; Streptophyta; Magnoliopsida; Celastrales; Celastraceae. The record is from RefSeq and is a predicted model, not a curated record.
AUGCCGGUAUACGCAAAAUUCUUCAAGGAGUUGAACACACUCAAACGCAAUUAUGGGCCACAUGAAAAGGUAAUGGUCUCGGAGAAUGUGAGUGUUGUACUUCAAAGGAAGCUACCUCCCAAACUUAAGGAUCUUGGAAGUUUUUCUAUCAACAUAACAGUAGGAGACAAGAAGAUGGAAAAGGCAAUGCUAGAUUUGGGAGCGAGUAUAAAUUUGAUGCCAUACUCUGUAUACCUUCAAUUAGGUUUGAGGGAGGUGAAGCCAACGACAAUGUCUCUACAACUUGUGGAUCGAUCUGUCAAAUAUCUAAAAGGAAAAAGCUCAAGAGCAUUAGGGGUAGCCUUAACUUUGAGAAAAGAAGACAUGCAGAAUGAUGAAGAAAUCAUGGAAGUCACAACUGCCUGA